Molecule: messenger RNA, 4814 nt
Organism: Labrus bergylta (ballan wrasse)
Lineage: Eukaryota; Metazoa; Chordata; Actinopteri; Labriformes; Labridae
Source: RefSeq, a predicted model, not a curated record
AUCUAAUUUUAACGUCCAGCCUUGGCAGAAUAAUUGCAUGACGCUCUGUCAUGAAAAGCUGAAACCAUACAGGCCAACUUCAUGUGUCUACGUCCAUUGACCCUUUGUAAAACAUCUUACUGACAUGCAGGAGUACCUGUAGUGUGUAGUUAAUUGGUCACCAGGAAACUAAACUUUGGACCAAUUGUUGUCAAAAAGAGAGCAUCAAUGAAUGAGGAACCACUGGAGAGCCCUGUCCCUGACAGAGAGCCUGGACUGAAGGAUGCGGGACAAAACCCAGAGAAGAAGAGCAUUGCAGAAAACACCUGUGAGGCAGCGCUUGCCCCUGAGUCCUUGGAAGAUGCGGGACAAAACCCAGAGAAGAGCGAUGCAGAAAACACUUCUGAGGCAGCUACUGCCCCGGAGUCCUUGAAAGAUGCGGGACGAAACCCAGAAAAGAAGAGCAAUGCAGAAAACAUUUCAGAGGCAGCACCUGCCCCGGAGUCCUCCGCUUGUUUAGACUUAUCCGAGCCAAAGAAAAAGCCCACCUCAGAUACAGCAGAGGAAAUCUCAGGAGAGACAAAGGAGGACGCUAAAUCUACAGCUGGUGAGCCUCCUGUUGACUGGUUUGAACCACUUGAGGACGAUGAUGAAGCCAAUAGCGAUGGCGAGCUGGAAAGCCUGGCAGGAGAAAGUGAAAGAAGUGAAGUCAUGGCGAGCGGAGAGAAGACUGUUAAAAAAAUGUACAAGAUUCAUUUACCCCGCCGCAAGCGAUCGCAUCCUGAUGAAGGAUGGUCUGAAUGGCCGAUGCUCGGAGAGGGCUGGAAGCGGAAAGAAGUGGUUCGACGCUCUGGUAGUAGCAUUGGACAGAAGGAUGUAUAUUAUUUAAGUCCACGGGGAGAUCGAGUAAGAAGCAGAGUGGAACUGACUACUGUGUUGGUGGGUCAGCUUGACCUGUCGAACUUCGACUACAAGUCAGGAAAGUUUUAUGAUGGUGAAGCAGCACCAAAGGUCCGAGAGCGCUCCUCUUCAGAAUCCAGCUUGGUUGACAAAAGGGAGGGGGCUGACACCCCGGACUCCUACCACAGGCUCACCCCCAGUCUAUUGCCCAAAAAUCUCCACGUCACACCCAACCAGACGAGCGUCUCUUCACAGAGUGUAUCACUAACAACAGCCAAAGUCGCUUACAGAGAUCCAGUUGAAGUUAAAAUUAAACUCCCUCCCCCCUCGUCAUCAUCCAAACCACUGAAACUCCCAUCCAUAAAUGGGGAAAUUGGGUCUGAAGAAAACACACUGGUCUGUGCCAGAUGUGGUAUUUCCUUCACAGGCACAUGGUAUGACAAACAAAGGAAGAGGCCCUUCUGUCCCACCUGUUGGGCAUCGAAAACCAUAGAGCAUCCAAUGAUCCGUUUCCGAAAGUGGAUUCCUUGUGGACAGUGUGUCGGAUGCCACAACACAGUCAACUGUGGGCAGUGUGCCAACUGCAAGCAUGGGCUGCAGAGCCCCGAGUCCCGGAGACGUUUGUGCCGGAAACGUAAAUGUAUAUGUCCUUUUCGCAAGGGGCCUGGAGGUGGAGGUGGAGGUGGAGGUGGAGGUGGAGGUGGAAAUGUCAGUGGGAGCUUGCUGUCGCAGAGGUCUUAUGAUGACUUUCCUGAAACAUUUGAUGACAGCAUGAGUUUCCAGAGUGAAGUUACAGACUCUCAGCACCCGAGUCUGAAAAGCAGCGACACAGAGAACUUCUCGGUCAAUGUGGACGUCGAUGAUGAUGAUGACAUGUCAACAGACGACGAUGAUGAUUGGCAUAAGAAGCGAAAGCGGCGGUCCUGUGGAGAAUGUAAAGCCUGUCUCUGCAGGAAAGACUGCGGCACGUGUGAUUUCUGCAUAGACAAACCUAAGUUUGGAGGCAGCAACAAGAAGAGGCAGAAGUGUAGACUGCGUCAGUGUCAGAGGCAGGCAAUGAGACACUUGCUGCCUUUCCAGAUGGGGCAGGGUGACUUUGGGGCUGAUGGCACGAUGCUGCCUGGCAGGCCUAGACCUCACUACACAUACAGUCGAAAGUCAAGUUUCAAGAAAGGCAAAGGACCACAACUCGGUUAUGAUUUAUCUGAUGACGAUGAUGACAGCUUCCAAUCAAUGAGCUGGAGCUCUGAGCCUGCCAGUAGCAAACACUCAUACGAACAGAAUUUGAGAAACAACCAUUCAUCUAUGCAGCAGUUGAACUAUUUAGAGGUUGGACAGCGGAAUGGACUGCCUGACAGAAUCCCUCACAUCAGCAACCACAACAACUCUGGACUGGUCCCAGUAAACAGAUGGGACAGAGAGGAACGCCCUGCAGGCAGACAUGGUCAGAAACAUGGUGACCACGACGAUGAUGAUGAUGAAGAAGAAGAAGAAGAAGAAGAAGAGGAAGAAGAAGACUUUCCCAUGAUCACACAGAUCUGCAGCCUGGCUGAUAAUACGGCUGGGAGUGGUGCAGACAUGGAAAACCAGCUAAUGAAACUCUUACACUCUCUGCGCACCUCUGUACUGCCCAUCCUAUGGUCCGCCAUAAUGGUGGAGGGCCCGCAGCUUCAGCUCAUCCAGUGUUCUAAACAAUCGAGCAUGACAGACACCAUGGUGCUGAUCGACCCAGACUUCUGUUAUCAGGUAACUGUCCAAAAGCAGCCACUGCUCCCCACCCACCCGCUCUACGACUGCUACCCAACACACUUAUCCUCGCUGACUGAAGUGGUCAAUCUGCUUUUGCGCCUCGAGCAGUACGUUGUGUGCCGAGGACUGCCCCCCAAAGAUCCAUCAUCCAAUAAGGACCCACUUAUACUGGAGCGGGCAUCAACAUGUGACUUUUUAGUGAAAAAGAAUGUGAGCAUCUGUGCUAACUGCAGAACACUGCAAGGACUUUAAUGUCAACUGAGGCAGAAUAAAGUCUGUGAAGACAGUGUAGACCACUGCCUCUUCACCUGCUGAUAAUACAAAAAACAUUUUACAGAUUGACAACGUACCUCUGGACUGUAAUAGUAUGAUUUGAACAUUUGAAGAAUCACCAAAGGCAUUCCAGGUGCUGUGGCAUUUUAUUUGUUUUCUAAUGUCUUCUGUUAUGCUGGUUUGAGGCUUUUCUUAAUGACUGUUACGUCAGACUUUGGUCAGUGUGAUGGGUAGAUCUUGAAUCCAUCAGACUACUGAAUCAUGAUUGUGCUUUUGAUUAUUUCACACUCUAACUUGAGGAAUUUAUAACCCUCACCCCUCAGGGUUAUAACACUUUUAUUUUUGACUUUGCUCUCACAGCCAGAAAUGAAACUUAAAUUGUACAAAUGAAAAAUGUCCACACUGUUUUCAUGCUUAUGUGUUCCAUAUCUGUUGGAGUUCACCAGCAGACCUAUGUUACCUAUGUUUUUGGGAAGAAAAACACAUUUUUUUGACCUCUUCCAUUUGAUAGUAAAUCAUUUUUUUCUGAUCCGUUUUGAGCAGUUGCUUUGUCAGUGAACUCAUGAUGAAAAAAAAAAACCAUUCAGUUAAUUGUUCAGAUAUUAUGUUACAACACUGUCAAAAACAUCAUGUUUAAUCUUCCAAGUGUUUGUGUAUGUCCAGUAAAAGGUACUGAGAUAUGAAAUCCGUUUCAUCAAAUAUAUAAGUGUAAGCUUUUUGCAUAAUGCAAAAGAUUUAUUGACAAAACAAUCGGUUAAAAGAUCCCACAUGUUGAUUAUAAAAUAUCUAGUUCACCCAAGUUACUGAGCUGCAACAACUGAGAACACUUAAUAUCAUGUGCAGGAUCUGGCUGCACCAGGAGACGAUGUUCAGACAACAACUGUUGCUUGAACAGUUGCAGCUGUCCGUCAGAGGGGUCAAAGAGAAAGCCACCAUUAAAGCAACCUCAAGAUGUCUGAGGUAGUGAUUGCCUCACAGGUGUAAAAGCAUUUUAAUGACAGUUCUCUGGUUGGACGGGCUUAAAACAAGCAAUGUUACUGUCCUUUGGUUAAGACACCUCUGCUCUCCAGCAUUUAUUGUAAGACUCAAGUCUCAAAAUUGAAGUCUGUAGUAAUUAAGAUCAGUUUGAUGUGAAAACUUUAUCCCACAUUAUCAGCAUAAAAGCUUCAUUUAAAAAAAAAACAUUAAAUAGGCCGGAAAUGUUUUUUUUUAUUUUUUAUAUAAAGAUAAUCAACAAUUUACCACUUAUAAAUAAAGCUCAACAAAUCCUCCAAUAGACGGUGUUUUUUUCUGGAGAAAUCCAAAAUGGAUGAGACAUUUGGUACACUUUGACAAAUUCAAAAACACAUUUUUGCGACGCAAGCUGGUUCGAAAAGGCACUUUCACUGUCUGACGUAUGUUGAAAUAUGGAGAUCAGAGUUCACAGAUUGUUUUGUGUGUGCUUGUAAUGUGUUUUCACUCAAACAGAUGGUGUAUCCAAAGCUCAAACUACAAAUAUGACGCUGUGCUCAUGAUGCUGUCAUGUGUUUGAAGCCACCAUAAUAUGAUGGUUCGUGUUUAAACAUUGUCUUCAAAACCCCUUUAAACGAGUUUGGUUGAAUUGUAAAAAUAUUUAAAACGUUCUCCCCUCCUUAUUUCCAGUGGGAUGUUUCUGGAGAAACUAAUGGACUCUUAACAAUGUGAAAGUGUAUGCAUUCUUCUCACACAGUUCAUCCGAUUUAUUUUUUCUAUCUUGUUUUCCUCAAGUAAUUGUGCUGGACCUGAAAUGUUUUGGAUCAGCUAAUUAUCCCGGAUGAUAACAUUAGUUAUUUAGACUUUAAAUUAAAACAUAUUUAAAGAGUCAGAAAGAAAGUUUUCUCAUUUCCUGUCUUUAUCUUUUACAAGGCAAUGUGCAAAUAAAGUGUUUUUUCUGA